Scatophagus argus is the source of this 1199-nucleotide messenger RNA. RefSeq names its product probable thiopurine S-methyltransferase. The transcript is spliced from 8 exons. NCBI's taxonomy places the organism in Eukaryota, Metazoa, Chordata, Actinopteri, Scatophagidae. The coding region runs from base 235 to 1173 and encodes 312 amino acids. The record is from RefSeq and is a predicted model, not a curated record. Gene Ontology annotation, molecular function: thiopurine S-methyltransferase activity.
GGUUUUUGCUGAAACAAUACUUCAAUAAAUAUAAAAAAUAGCUGACAAUUAAUUUUCUGCCAAAUUAACUAACCAGUUGGACCAAUCUCUUUAUAUUGUUUUAACUUCAAAUCACAGCACUACACCUGUCUGACACUGUGUCCGGAUUUCCUCGUAAUGGACUAAGGAAACCCGGGUCAGUUGGGACAUUUGUUUCCCUGAGUUUUGCCUCUUAGGCAGUUCAGGCUUUCUUAAAUGUCGCGUGGGCUCCGUUCCUAUAGUGUUGCCAGGUACACGUGGUCGUACAGCAGUCCUGCCUCUCAAUAUCUUACCAUUUGCGCUACAGUCGCCAUACCAACCGCAAGCAGUGAAAGACAAGGAUCACCUGGCAGCAGUUGGGCUCAGGCAAACAUAACCAACAUGCUGGCACCGCAGGCGAAUCGCAUCAUGGCGCUUGGUGAAUGGGAGGAAGACUGGCAGGAGGGCAGAAUCGGCUUCCAUCAGCCACAAGUACACAAGAUUCUGGAGAACAACAUCGAUAAGGUCCUUGCUGGACGGUCAAGCGUUCGCUUCUUCUUCCCUCUCUGUGGGAAAGCUGUUGAUAUGAAGUGGCUAGCAGACAUGGGCCAUUCAGUGGUCGGAGUGGAGAUAUCUGAAAAGGCUAUAAAACAGUUCUUUGAGGAGAACAACAUGACCUACAGUGAGGAACCUGUUCCUGCCAUACCAGGAGCAAAGCUUUACAAGGCAGGUGAACUAUACAUGAGCGUGUUUGCUUCUCAUAACAAAAUGUUAAUGCAGUUUCUGUUUGUUCCACAGAGCACAGAGAGAAAUGUCUCCCUGUAUCAGUGUGACCUGUUUAAUUUCUCCGGUUCCAUUGAUGGUCAGUUUGGGGCAAUCUGGGACAGGGGCUCUCUAGUGGCCAUCAACCCAAGAGACAGAGAAAAGUAUGCUGCUCUCAUAACGUCUCUUAUGGCCAAAGACUGCAGGUACCUUGUGGAAGCUUUGCUGUACAAUCCUGAAUUGUAUCCAGGUCCCCCCUUCUUUGUGCCAGAUAAACAAGUACAAAGCCUGUUUGGGAACAGCUGUGACAUAGAACUGCUGCACUCGUUGGACAUCCUGACAGAUGAAGAGCAAGGAUGGGGGCUCGACUACCUGACUGAAAAUGUAUAUCUCAUCACACUAAAGAGCAUUUAAAAAUUAACUAGUAAGUUCAGAGAACU